AUGGUCACCAUGGCUUCGUACACACAAUCACCGCCGCAGAAUGGCUACUACGAGUCUGUGCCGCAGCCACCUGAGCCCCUCCAGAACAGGGGCUACGGCAAUGCUUCGCAACACGAUUUUGCCAUCGAGGGCGAGAAACCCAUCACAGUGGGAGGCACUGUUGGUAACCCAACCCCUAUUGUCCUUGAGGAUGGAGGCAUCAAUCGUUCAGCCUCUACCGCCUCGACUGCCGCAUACCAAGACAUGACUCCGUCGCGCGGUGGUACUCUCAAGAAAAAGACCAGCGUCAGCCGCAAGUCUAGUCUCGGUCGCAGCGGUAGUCGCAGAAGUCGCGCUGGAAGCAUUGCUGGUGUUGGUACUCCAGGUGCUCGCGAAGACUACAACAGUGCCUUGUCCACUCCUAUUCCUACCCAUGGCAGCCCCACUGAUAUUCUUGCAAACCGCUUCCAGGGUAUGUUUUAUCGCUUCGAUUUGGGUUUCCCCGAUUUUAACUUGUCUUGCANNGCGUGGCGCACAUUGUUGAAGUCCUUGAUCACAUACUUCCGUGAGAUUCAAUCCAGCUACGAGACGCGCAGCAAGGCCUUGAUCAAGGUUUCGAAUGUCUUGUCCAAUUUCACUCACCCUUCCGUUUUCAUUACCGAUGGUGGCCUUGCAGAUGCCUCGCGCAUUCUUGGUGACUACCACAAGCACUCAGUUGCCGAAUCAAACAAAUCGCGCGAUAUCGAGCAGGAUGUCAUUGGCGCUUUGACUGAUCUCCGAAGCGAUCUGGCCCACAAGAUCAAGGAGAUCAAAAGUCUUAACGGCGAUUUUAAGAACUCCGUCGACAAGGAAAGGGAAGGGACACGCAAGGCUGUUGAUGCGCUUGCCGAAGCCUUGCAACACGCAGAUCAUGGUGACAGCAGCAAGAGUGAUCCUUUCAUCAUUCGUCUCGGAGUAGACCGCCAGGUUGAGAGGCAGAUUGAUGAGGAGAACUACCUGCAUCGUGCAUACCUCAACCUCGAGAGCUCAGGCCGUGAACUCGAGUCCAUCGUUGUGGGUGAGAUUCAGAAGGCUUACAACGCCAUGGCCAGCAUCCUCAAGCGUGAGGGUGAUGAUGCGUACAACACCGUGGAGCAGCUCCGUGGCGGCCCCAUUGCCAUGCCCAAGGACCUCGAGUGGUCGCGCUUCGUCGAGACCGAUCCCCACUUUGUUAACCCUAGACUGCCUCUUCGCCGCAUUGAGGAUAUUGACUACCCUGGAAAGCACGAUCCAGCGGCUGCUGAGGUCAGAGCUGGCAUGCUCGAGCGCAAGAGCAAGUACCUCAAAAGCUACACCCCUGGCUGGUAUGUCUUGUCGCCAACUCACUUGCAUGAGUUCAAGUCGGCCGACAAGAUCUACUCGCAACCUCCUGUUAUGUCACUUUAUCUCCCUGACCAGAAGCUGGGUUCUCACUCUGAGCCCGGAUCCUCGUCGCACAAGUUCAUGCUCAAGGGUCGCCAGAGCGGCGGUAUGCACCGUGGUCAUUCGUGGGUUUUCCGCGCCGAGUCAUACGACACUAUGAUGGCUUGGUAUGAGGCCAUCAAAAUCUUGACUGAGAAGACUGGUGAAGAGCGUGACGCCUUUGUGCGCCAGCAUGUGCGCAGCAUCAGCCAGAACAGCCACCGCAAUAGCAUCAGCAGUGAUGGUCUAGAGGAAGAUGAGGCUGACCAGGUUCCCUACUCGGCUCAAUCCAGCGUCGUCAACCAACCCAUCGGCGAGACUCGUCUCCAGCGCCCAGUCCCAGGUGAGUAUGUGCUGUCCCUUUCAUAG
Aureobasidium musti is the source of this 1788-nucleotide messenger RNA. Lineage: Eukaryota; Fungi; Ascomycota; Dothideomycetes; Dothideales; Saccotheciaceae. The record is from the annotation of a GenBank genome assembly.